AUGCCAUCCCCAACAACACCAUCGACGUCUCCAACCUCAACCUACGCCCCCCGCCAAACAACCUUCCACCUCAACCCCCACCACAUCGACGAGAAAAUCCUCACGCACGACCACCACAUCCUCCCGCACUACGACGCCCCCAACCCCAGCACGCGCGAACGCUUCAAAAUCACCCACCGCGACCUCUCGAACCUCUCCCUCCUCGCCCACGUCACCCGCGUGCAGUACGGCUACUUCCACGACGACCCGGCCUGUCUGCUCGGAUUGAAAUUCCAAUUCCAAAGCGGAGGGGGAGGGAGCCACCAUGCCUGGAGGUUCGAGCGCGCGGAUAUCAGGAUCCAGUUCGAGGGACGGGAUGGGGAGGGCGAGGACCCGGUCGUCGUGGACUAUGGACCGAAGAGGCUCGUGUCGAACGGCACGGAUGAGAGGAGGGAUUGGUGGUGCUCCGCGACCCUCUCCGCGACGGCGUCCACACCCGUCGCCAUAACCCCCUCGGCCUCAGCAUCCCUCUCCGCCGGCCAGACCUCCUCCUACACGCACCACACGGCAACCGAGAUCUCCGGCGCGGAGUUCACCGACCACGCACACAGCGAACCGACCAUCGUCAAGUUCUGGCUGCGCGAGGACGAGAGGCAGAAGAGUAGGAUUCCGCUGGAGUUUGCUUGCGCGGUGGUUGUGAAGUAUGCGGGGGGAGGGGGCCCUUUCCAGGCGACGGUGGAUGUCAAGGUGGGGCCGGUGUUUGAUUUGUUGGCGACGCCUUGGGGGCCGGAGAGUCCGGUUGUUUUGGAGCCGGGGGUGGAGUUUGGGGAGGGGGUUGGGCUUGGACAGGGGCAGGUUGUGGAUUUUGCGAGGUUGGGGGCCGAGGAGUGGAGGGAUUUGGUGGCGCCGGAUUGGGGGGUUAGUGAGAUGUUGAGUGAUUCGCCGCAUAGUGGGAAGUAG
Messenger RNA from Zasmidium cellare ATCC 36951, 939 nucleotides. RefSeq lists its product as uncharacterized. The record is from RefSeq and is a predicted model, not a curated record. The transcript has 2 exons. Lineage: Eukaryota; Fungi; Ascomycota; Dothideomycetes; Mycosphaerellales; Mycosphaerellaceae. Bases 1 to 939 code for a protein of 312 amino acids.